Messenger RNA from Boleophthalmus pectinirostris (great blue-spotted mudskipper), 1297 nucleotides. RefSeq names its product ATPase Na+/K+ transporting subunit beta 3a (gene atp1b3a). Gene Ontology annotation, biological process: intracellular sodium ion homeostasis; sodium ion export across plasma membrane; potassium ion import across plasma membrane. Gene Ontology annotation, cellular component: sodium:potassium-exchanging ATPase complex. Lineage: Eukaryota; Metazoa; Chordata; Actinopteri; Gobiiformes; Gobiidae. The record is from RefSeq and is a predicted model, not a curated record. The coding region runs from base 1 to 837 and encodes 278 amino acids. Gene Ontology annotation, molecular function: ATPase activator activity. The transcript has 7 exons.
AUGGCGAGCACCGAGGACAAACCCGCCAACAAGGAGAACACGUCUAGUUGGAAGGACUCCAUCUAUAACCCCAGAACCGGAGAGCUUUUGGGUCGCACGGCCAGCAGCUGGGCCCUGAUCCUCCUCUUUUACCUGGUCUUCUACUGUUUCCUGGCCGGGAUGUUUGCCCUGACCAUGUGGGUGAUGCUGCUGACCCUGGACGACUACGUGCCCAGAUACAGGGACCGUGUGCCCUUCCCAGGCAUGGUGAUCCGCCCAAACACUAUGGAGAUCACGUUCACCAAGUCGGACGCCAGUAAAUACAACGGCUACGUCUCACAGCUGGAGUCUUUCCUGCAGCGGUACAAUGACACUCUCCAGGAGCAGAACGUGCAGGACUGUGUCACAGGUCAGUACUUCCUCCAGGACGACGUGGAGGAGAAGAAGGUCUGCAGCUUCAAGAGGGGCUCACUGAAGGCCUGCUCCGGACUCUCCGACACCAGCUUUGGAUACUCCGACGGCCAGCCCUGCGUCCUGCUCAAACUCAACAGGAUCAUUGGCCUGAUGCCUCGUGGGGAUCCCUACAUCAACUGCACAGUGAAGGUGAACCGUCCCUUGCAGAUGGCGUACUACCCCGAUGAGGGCCGCAUCGAUAAGAAGUAUUUCCCCUACUACGGCAAGAAGGCCCAUGAGAACUACGUGCAGCCCCUGGUGGCGGUCAAGCUGCUGUUGGGGAAGGAGGAUCUGAAUAAGGAGCACUCUGUGGAGUGCCGGGUAGAGGGCACUGACCUGCGCAACAACGAUGAGCGAGACAAGUGGCUGGGGCGCGUCAGCUUCAAAGUGAAGGUGAUGGAGUAAAGGCCGCUGAGCGCGGGGAUGCAAAGCAGAGGCUGCCAAUGUUGCUCUAAAGCUACGAAAUCUGAAAGGGAGAGUCACAUCACGUCAGCGAGGCAGCAUUCUGCCAAAGGAUGCGUUCAAUGGGCUUCACCGCCGUUUGGAAAGCUCUUCGAAUGUUGCUUUGAUGACUUUUAUGACCUUUCUUUCCUUCUGCUGACCUCCUUCAAGAUCCCAACGAACAAGAUACAGGCUUUGCACCUGAUCCGUCAUCUCCCCAUCCACGCUCCACCAUCCCUCAUCGCAAACCCACGUGUUGCACUGCCCAAUCUUAUCAUUUAGCCUCAUCUGAGAGCCAUUAUGAACAAGCCAUCAUACUUCUAGCUUACUUCUCAUUUGUUAUGGUUGUGUUUCCAUAAAAUACCAUUUCAAUUUUUGAAAUAUCGUAAAAAGACAAAUUUGUGACUGGUUUCUGAUUGCUGAU